This is a messenger RNA of Oreochromis aureus, 1332 nucleotides long. Its product is annotated as trypsin-3. The record is from RefSeq and is a predicted model, not a curated record. The transcript is spliced from 6 exons. The coding region runs from base 28 to 780 and encodes 250 amino acids. Gene Ontology annotation, biological process: proteolysis. Gene Ontology annotation, molecular function: serine-type endopeptidase activity. Lineage: Eukaryota; Metazoa; Chordata; Actinopteri; Cichliformes; Cichlidae.
UCUAGACUUUCAGGUAACAAUUACAAUAUGGCUGCUGUGCAAAUCACUACUGUGCUGCUUCUUUUGUCUUUUUCAGUAAAUUCACAGAAUACAGGAAGGAUCAUCGGGGGUCAGGAGGUCGAACCAUACUCUAUCAAAUAUCAGGCAUCCCUUCAGACUGAGGUCGGGGAACACUAUUGUGGAGGCACGCUAGUUCACCCAGAGUGGGUGGUGUCUGCUGCCCACUGCUGGAGACCGAGUACUUUUAUGAGGGUUGUGCUAUGCGAGCACAGCCUGAUCAAAACCGAGGGAUUUGAACAGAUCUUCAAUGUCUCAAAGAUAUAUGUACACAAUUAUAAUUUCAGAACAUAUGAGAAUGACAUCAUGCUAAUUAAGCUUAGCAGACCAGCACAGCUGAAUGCAUAUGUUCAGCCAGUUCUGAUACCUGAUGAAGGUACCCCUCCCUUUAGUGGCACCUGCAUAGUGAGUGGCUGGGGAGUGACACAGGUUUACAGUUACACCCUCUCCCCUGUGCUACGUGCUGUGGAUGUAAGAGAAAUACCUUACUGCACUUGGUAUUACUGGGGCAGGAUCAAACCAGGUAUGCUUUGUGCUGGAUCUCCAUACGGGGGAAAGGACUCUUGCCAGGGCGACUCCGGGGGCCCCCUUGUCUGCAAUGGCUACUUUGAGGGCAUUGUCUCCUGGGGUAUCAGCUGUGCAAAUCAGUACUACCCUGGUGUCUACACCAGAGUCAGGAGCUAUAUUCAGUGGAUUGACUGGGUUAUUGACAACACACCAUGAGCUAUUUUCUUCAAAAACAGUUAAAUGAACAUAAUUUUCAGAGGCCCUGAAAUGAAUAAAUAUUAAGGUUAGAAUUUCUAAAAUGUUGCCUGGAAAUAUGUCAAUAUUGCGCCUAUAAUUAAUUGAUUGUCACUCUUUUUUCCGAUAAGGAAUUAUAAUUGAUACAGACAAAGACUUGUUAUUAUGAUAUCAUUUUUAUUUUUUGUUGGUACUAUAGCAAUAUAAUUAGUAACUGUGUUAAUCAUUCAAGUGAACUACUAUUGAAAAAUCACCAAUGUUGCUGUUUUCACAUGAAUCAAUUUUCCUAGUAUGCCUUUUACUACAAGCAAAACCUCUUAUAUUGUAUUUAAGUUUCAUUGUAAAUAUCACAGUUUCAAUUAGUGCAGCUUUAAGAAGGUUUUGACCAAUACACUGGGUCUAUAAAUUGACAAGUGAUACUUGCUACUACUAGUAUGGAAUAAAAGGCUAACCCAUCCACAGUGACAGUGAAGAUGCUGAUUGUCUGUAUCAUGCUUCUAUCGGUCUCUUGUGUUCAACGUUCAAAAAGGCCAA